Messenger RNA from Ochlerotatus camptorhynchus, 2159 nucleotides. RefSeq names its product gamma-tubulin complex component 4 (gene Grip75). Gene Ontology annotation, cellular component: gamma-tubulin complex; spindle pole; equatorial microtubule organizing center. The coding region runs from base 48 to 2111 and encodes 687 amino acids. Gene Ontology annotation, molecular function: microtubule minus-end binding; gamma-tubulin binding. Gene Ontology annotation, biological process: cytoplasmic microtubule organization; microtubule nucleation; meiotic cell cycle. The transcript has 4 exons. The record is from RefSeq and is a predicted model, not a curated record. Lineage: Eukaryota; Metazoa; Arthropoda; Insecta; Diptera; Culicidae.
AAAUAUAGUAAACAAAUGGAACGCAAAUUCGCCAGAAAUCUAAUUGUAUGCUUGUUGCUUGGGUGAAAUUGUGUGUUGGUAUCAAAAAAGCAGGCAAAAUGAUUCACGACAUUCUGUUUACGCUGUUUUCUUCAACUUCGGAUCUUCCAAUCGAAAACUUUACGAUUCCGGAGGUGGCUUCCAACUUUCUGCACCCCGGAGAGAUUAAAAUUCUGGAAGAUCUCAUUCGCAUUGCCAACCAAUACAAGGAAUUGAAGAAGUUCAUUCACCAGUAUGGAACCCAAUCGGCUGGCCUGAUAAAACCGAAACAACAAAAACCGUCGGAGGAACCGCUGCCACAGGGGCUGUACCUGCAGGCAUUCGCAGAUGGACUGGAUUUGGCGGUGAAACCGUACCGCGAUUUGAUAGUUCAACUGGAGGCCAACUAUCUGAAACGUCCUAAUCUGUCGUUGAUCUUCAUCUACCAUCAGGUGAAUCAGUACCAGUCGUUGUUCGGGUUUCUGCUACGGCUGGUCAGCGGAGUCAUCACUCAGAGGAUUCAUGGGUGCGCGUUGUUACAGUACCUGCAACAACACUGUUUGCACGGAAAUGAGAAGCACUACCAGGCUGUCAAAUUGAUCCAGAACGCGGUCUAUGCCAUAUUCAUAAAGCAACUGUUCGGUUGGCUACUGCACGGAAAAUUUGUGGAUCAAUUUGGUGAAUUUUUCAUUCGGCAUGUGGACAGUACCAGGAGUGGCGGACCAAGCUCCCCGCAAGGCACUACGGGCGGCGCAGGGACCCAAGUGUCGGUGAAUUCCUUUUCGGACAAUACCAGCAUCAACACAGAGUUAUGGCGAUACGAGAUUCGACACGAGAUACUGCCUUACUACUUUCCUGCGAGCUGGGCUGAAAAUGUGCUUUUCAUCGGGCAGACUGUCUUAAUGUUGAACUGCGAUCCAAGGGACAACACUGAGAAGCGAGCGAUCGGAGAUAAGAAAUUUGUGACCGAUAGGAAGUUUGCUGCCAUCAAGGACAGUCUUUGGGGUGAUCAGGAAUAUGCGUUCUUCAAGAAAUUCCAUCAGUUACAGUUGGAUGAGAAUCUAAACAUUGCCAAAUUUGAACACAUCGUGGAUGAAAUUAAGCUCUGCGUUACGGAACAGAUGUCCGAGAUUGCCAUCAAGGAAGCCGAUUUGAUUAAGCAAUUGAAAUUGAUCAAGGACUAUUAUUUGUUAGGCAGAGGAGAGCUUUUUUCAGAAUUAUUGCGACAAACGACAUCGCUGAAGAAACUGUUUGGUAAAGGCAUAACGGAUGGGUCGUCGAGGGAUUUUAAUCGAGCAUUCCAAUUGGCAGCCAAUAGUGUCAACAUAACCGAAGAUAUCGAGCAGUUUUCGUUUGCCUUGCCUCCCAAAGAGGAAGUUGAUAGUUUUUGUUACGAAACGAAAGGAAUUCUCAGCUAUAUCACACUCAAGUACAAAGUGAAAUGGCCUCUGCAUUUGCUAUUUUCUCCCAAAACCUUGGAUAAAUAUAACGAAAUGUUUAGAUUUCUGCUACGUGUUCGUAAGAUUCAGUACGAUAUCCAUCAAGUCUGGUCACUACAGAGGGAGAACAAAGUCAAGAAAAAUUCCGAACUGCUUCAGUUUCGUAGCCAACUGAUGUUCCUCAUCGAUAACCUGCAGUAUUACCUACAGGUGGACGUUCUGGAAAGCCAGUUCAGUAUUCUCAUGGGUGCUAUCAGUGAGACAAAAGAUUUCGAAAGAAUCCAACGUGCCCAUACCGUUUUUCAAGCGAAUGUGCUUAGCCUUUGCUUUCUGCUGUCUAAUAAUACUUCCGAUAUGACAACGACGGGAAUUAUCCACGUCAACGAGAAUCCAGUGCUAACGAUUUUGGAUAAAGUAUUGGUGAUUGUGGACAAAUUCUGUUCAUUCUGUAGCAGCUGCAAAGACCCAAUGACCAAGGUGGAACGGCAAGAGUUCAAUGGCUAUGAACAAGCGUUCAAAAACCACGUAGAUUCGCUGCUGCAGCUUCUGAUCGGUCUCAAAGCUGGCCCAAGCAGUGCUCCGCUCUCUCAAUUGCUGUUACGGUUGGAUUUCAAUCAUUGGUUCAGUAAUAAUACUCAGUCAAAAUCUUCCUAAAAUAAAUCGUGCCUUCGCAGUGGCGCUUUAUUGAUCGACUUCCAUCUU